GUCUCCCAUCAGUGCGAAGAAGAAGCGGGGAGCAAGAAGCAAUAACAAACAAACAUAGCCGAAGCAAGCUAAUGCAAAGAGGGGAAACUUAUUUCAUGGGACGUCGUGUUUCUCUAACACCGACAUAUUAUUGAUUUAUAUUUCGAUAGCUGUGUCUGAAGAGAUGUACACGGAUUACAAAAAAGACGUACACUAAUCUGUGACGGGGAGUAAGUGUUACCUAACGUCUGCUAACACUAGCCAAACGUCAGCUAAAUUAAUCCUUCCAAUCGUUUUCCUGUUGAAUUAAAUAACUGUCCAAGAAAAAACAAGGCGAGUCGUACAUAUGAGACAACGGGUGAGACCACUGGAAUAAUUUAGAUUACAAUCGUCACUGUGCUGACAUCGGCAGGACACGGAGAUUAGUGCAACGACAAGCAACUGAAGAUGGUGCUCCAUAAUGUGGGGUGCAUGGGAACUCAAUUGAGUGUCCUUGUACUGGUUUUCUGCAGCAUACUGGUUUCCUCACCCACACACGCCUAUAUAUAUGCUCACUAUAGCAACAUGACCUCCAUGUUGUUUGAAGACCUACCUGCCUUGUUUGGAUCUUCACUCCCUAAGGAUGGAUUAAUGGGAGUUUUGGUGGCGGCCCGUCCUCUUAAUGGCUGUACACCUAUAGAACCUCCUCCUCCACUGCCAACAUCCUACGAUGCCAACACCACCAAAUUUGUCGUUCUCAUCAGACGCUAUGAGUGCAAUUUCGACAUUAAGGUUUUGCAUGCGCAGCAAGCUGGAUACAGUGCAGCAAUCAUUCACAACUUGUAUUCAGACACUCUGCUCAAUAUGAACUACAGCAACGCCACUCUUGCUGACCAGAUUGAGAUCCCCUCUGUAUUUACCAGUUUCUAUGCAUCCCAAAUUCUCAGGAAUUUCAUCAUUCCAGAACCAGGGGCUUAUGUGAUCCUCAAGCCGGAGUUUGCGUUUCCACUGUCAUACUACCUUAUUCCCUUCACUGGAGUUGUUGGCAUGAUUAUUCUUGUGAUGUGUGUCGUUUUGGUUAUACGAUGCGUGCAGUACAGAAAAAGACUGAGGAAGAAUCGUUUGUCCAAGGAACAACUGAAACGCAUUCCAAUACACAAGUUCAGAAAAGGGGAUGACUAUGAUCUGUGUGCAAUCUGCCUGGAUGAAUAUGAAGAAGGAGACAAGCUGCGUGUUUUGCCUUGUUCACAUGCCUACCACUGCAAGUGUGUGGACCCGUGGCUCACACAGACCAAGAAGACGUGUCCAGUUUGCAAACAGCGUGUCACUCGGAACAACCAAGAGCACUCUGAGUCCGAGUCCGAGGAGGAAACCGGAGGCCGUGGAGAGGAAGAAGGGACAGAGGGUGAAGCUGAUUCAGAGCGCACACCUCUGCUUCGGCCCUCCAACCCGGGGUCGCCCUCAGGGAGCCCAGGGGCCUAUUCAGCCACCACCACCACCACCACCACCACUGCCCAGUGCCUCGCCUCUCCUGCACACUGCGACUCACCCAUCGUGGCCUAUGAAGAUUACUACUCCCCACGGGAGGACACAGACUCAGAAAGCGAUGACACAGGAAACGACAGGCACCACACCGAUGAUGACACCGCUCAGCUCAUUGGUAGGGAUCGAGUGGAGAUCUGAUGUAGCUGCAAUGAGAUUACCUAGUUUUACUUAACAAGGAUCUUUCUAUCAUCAGGCGUGCUGUUAUUGCGCGCUACUUUAAAAUAGUUUGCAGAUUUGUGGUUAGCUUGACCUUUAGAAUACCUUCCACAUUUUGUUGAUUGUAAGAGAAUCUUUUACCCAUGAACCAGAGGAAGUCUGCUUGUAAGUGUCAAAGCACAUGUAGCAUUUGCAUUAACGGUUUUUAUCAAAAUCCAAAUUCUGUUUUCACUAGUACCCUUGUUGGUAACUGCACUUUUUUUUGAUGCAUGUUGUAAUUUAUAACUUCAUCAUGUCACAUGAACUAACCACUAAUGCUGCACAAAAUGAAUGGCCCACUUAAAAGUCCUUUUAAGCAAGAGUAUAACUCCUCUGUUGAACGUGUAUAGCCAAAUUUAUCACUCUCAAAGCAGAUUUCAAGGUUUUCUUAGUAAGGUUAGUGCAGUUUGAAGGCUCUGUGUUUUUGUCUUAAUCUUUUUAUAUGUGGGUCCUUUUACUAACCUUGGUCAUGUCCUCAAAAGGAUGUACAAGGGGAAGGAAAACAUGUUUGUUUGUUUGUUUGUUUUUUAUUUUAAAUUACUUUUACUCAACUUUUCACACAUUUUAAGUUGCAUUUCUAUUUUUUGUAAUAUAAAAUCCAUCUCAAAUUGAACAGUAAGUAACGCUAUAGUGGAAUAUUGCAAAGAUCUUACAUGAUUCUGCUGCUUGAACAUUGUUAUAUUGUUAAUGCUGAGUUGACAACACAGAAAAGGAUUUUUAGCUUUAUCCAGUUUGUCAAGCUGAACAAACUCAGGUUUAUAGCCAAAAAAAUAAAAUAAUUAAAGGUUACUUGUAAGCAAAUAAUACGAGAAAACAAUGUUUUUUGGACUAGUAAAUUGUUUUAGCUUUUAGUUUUUCUUGGAAUCUGUAAAACGUAGAUUCAGAAUUAUUUAAAUGAUUUUUCCAUUUUUAUAUCUAUUACAGAAUGAUAAGAAGGAACUGUGGAGCCCUUGAGUUGUGUUUAGGAAAAGGCAUUGCCUUACGUUGGCCUUGAGUUCAUGUGUUUGUUAAAUGUCUGGACACUGAAGGGACAAGACUGACACUCCUGUUUUACUGAUGUUUUACCCAUCCCGUCAAGCUGUACUAUCUACCCACUGGUUUGACAGCUUUUAUGGAAACUUGCUUCACCUUUAUUUGUGCUUUGAGCAAGAAGCAGAAAGCCAGUGAUUGUGCUGGUGUAAUCAAAUAGCCCGCAUAGUCCUGCUUGAUUUGCACGUGAAAAUUCUGACAAGCUCAGCAGUGAUCACACACGUUACUGUUUGCUUCUCCUCUUUAUAAGAUGUGUGUUGGCCUAAAUGCACAUUUUUAUGGACACUAACUUUACUGGGUGGAGAGAUUAAGUACUGUCAGAAAGGUGUUUCCUCUCUGGUAAUGUUAAAAUUCUGCUACCAGGGAUUCACUUUUGGUAAGUUCCUUUGCUAGAGGGUAAAAAUUAGAAGGAGGGCUGUGAAAUCACAACAUUCCACCUUUAUAUUUUCGUGCUGAUUGCUGAAGACUCCACACCAUCACGCUUUGAUCGGAACUUGUCUGCAUUGUAAAAUAAAACCAGAUGUUUUCCUAUUUACAGCACGCUUCAUUUAUCUUUAUGUACUGUACCCAGUUUGUUAAUGAGACUGUUGACAGAGACAAAUGGGAAAAUAUCAUUCCCAAAUUUAAAAAAUUUCCUCCUUCUUUUAGAGUGUGCCUAGAUUGUUACACUUCAGUAAUAAAUGUACAGUGUCAAGUGUAAUUCUUUUGUGUAUAUAAGGGUUGAGAAUCUUUAGGAUGUCCAAACAUGUUGUAUGGAAAGCUGCAUUUGUUGCGUGCUUUGGUUAAAUGAUAUUGAAAUGGGAUUGAGCUGCCAUUUAUUUAGAAAAUUACAUGAUCAUUCUUAAUAAUAAAGCCACAAUGGAAAAUA
Mugil cephalus (flathead mullet) is the source of this 3595-nucleotide messenger RNA. RefSeq names its product ring finger protein 167 (gene rnf167). Gene Ontology annotation, biological process: protein ubiquitination; ubiquitin-dependent protein catabolic process; positive regulation of DNA-templated transcription. Gene Ontology annotation, cellular component: nucleoplasm; cytoplasm. NCBI's taxonomy places the organism in Eukaryota, Metazoa, Chordata, Actinopteri, Mugiliformes, Mugilidae. The transcript has 10 exons. Gene Ontology annotation, molecular function: ubiquitin protein ligase activity. Bases 427 to 1641 code for a protein of 404 amino acids. The record is from RefSeq and is a predicted model, not a curated record.